This is a messenger RNA of Exophiala bonariae, 1701 nucleotides long. RefSeq lists its product as uncharacterized. The coding region runs from base 1 to 1701 and encodes 566 amino acids. Lineage: Eukaryota; Fungi; Ascomycota; Eurotiomycetes; Chaetothyriales; Herpotrichiellaceae. The record is from RefSeq and is a predicted model, not a curated record. Gene Ontology annotation, cellular component: NuA4 histone acetyltransferase complex; piccolo histone acetyltransferase complex. The transcript is spliced from 3 exons. Gene Ontology annotation, biological process: regulation of transcription by RNA polymerase II.
AUGUCGCGCGCGACAGGCAGGCACACCCGCCCCAAGAAGCUCAACGCCAAACAGAAUGUCCAGAUUUUUCGUGAGGAUCAAGUCGAAUCAUUGAUCGACUAUGAUUCUCAACGGGCUCAAAUAGAAACCGGUGUUGAGAAGGCCGAAGAAGCUGAAUACCAUCUCCAACAAGCCAUCAAAGCAACUCAAAUAGCAAAAACAGAUGCUAAAAUCAAAGAUGCAUACAUCCCCACUCCACCUACCAUUGCGAAUGAUGUUCAGUAUGACGUCCUCUAUCCCAAAGGCUUUCAACAGCCAGCAACAUACAUCCGCUCAUCAGCCACGGUCGAAGACUGUGCUGGAGUGGCGUAUUGCAUGGACGAGGAAGAUGAAAUUGCCUUGAAACUGCUCAACGCAAGAUUACCUGCAGAGCAUGCUCCUUGUACUGAAGAUCAAUUUGAAGAGGUCAUGAACUUCUUUGAAGAAACGGCUCAGACAAAACAGCCUUUCGCAGCUGUUGAUAGUCCUCCCGUCUUACCUUUAGAAGAACUGCAAGAACAGUUUGAUAAUACCAUUCCUUCAUAUGUGAGAAACCUUUCCAAGUUCCUCUACGACCAUUGGAAAGCGCGGCGAACCAUCACUGGAAACCGCGGGCUGGCUCCUCGGCUCAAGUUUGAGACCGGCCAAGAAACGGAUGAUUCCGAUCCAUAUGUCUGCUUUCGAAGACGAGAGCUGCGGCAAAUCCGAAAAACCAGAAACAGAGAUGCUCAAAGUGCCGACAAAUUGCGGAAGCUUCGGCUUGAGCUCGAGACUGCUCGUAAUCUUCUACUCAUGGUGAAGAGGAGAGAAUUCUUGCGCAAAGAAACCCUCGAGAUGGAUCGAUUGGUGUUUGAACAACGCCAGGCAUUCAGAGAAACAAAGAGAAAGUUGGGCAUGAAGGGAGACGAGGAUCUGCUCAUCAAUCAAAAGAAGCAGAAACUCCCACCUGGCAUGACACCCGGUCAAGCUGCUCUUGCUCAACAACUUCGAAUGCCCAUGGUCCCUGGAAGUGGUCCAGAAUUGCGUACUCUUGAAGAUGUCAUGGCCGCCAAGGAACGUGAAAUGGAGAAAGAAAUCCAGACUAAUGUCGAUAAGCAUAUUCGAUGGAACGAAGGAUUUGUUGAUAAGACCAUGGCUCCACUCACACCAGAACUCGAACCAGAACAUCCAGAGCCAGAUGACCAUUUCCGAGAAGCAAUGGCCGCGAGUGUGUACCUUCCAACACCGCCAGCUAGUGUUUCGGACGAAGAUUCUCAACCACAGCAGAAUGGUGCAGACGUCGUGAUGAAAGAUGUAGCUCGCCCGCCGACACCCAUUCGCUAUGCGACACCUCCCAGUGACGAUCAGGGCAUUCAGAUGCCAUCCUUCCGAAGAAGACUCGGAAGAGGUGGUCGAAUCAUGAUUGAUCGAAAACUUCCACGACCGCGACGAGAUCCAGCUGAUGAUGACCGAUUCAAAUAUGACUCUGAUGACGAUGAAUCGUCCGUCUCCAAUUCAAGGACGGAUGAUGUACUUGGCCGCAUGAUCCAGCGUGCUUACCUCAUAGGUAAUAGCAGACCAACGGAAGCUCAGACGUCCUCGGCGAGAAAAUCCCAGCAUGAAGCUGGUGGUCCGAGUCAGUCGUCACCAGCAGGUCCACAACCCUCUACACAACAACAGCAACCGACGCCUGCACCUUCUUGA